AUGGCCUUCUCAAAAUGCUCACGGAUCACCCUCCCAAAAUACGAAUUCCAAACCCUUAAAGCCAAAGCUAAUGACAAUACUGAUUCUGAGUCGGAAUCCCUACUCGUAGAUGGCAAAAGCGUUACGAAGCCUUGUCUUCCACGUAUCUGGAUCUAUCUGACCAUGGUGAACCUCAUGAUUCUAGCAAUUACCGUCCUGUUGAUCUUUAAUUGGAAAAGUGAUAGCCAGGCAGAAAGAAAUGCUGUUCUUCGCCCCGUGUCAUGGUGGUCACCCAUCCUGGACGAUAUUGAAAUUCCGCGGUAUACAACAAUGUUGAACGGGACACUCUUCGCAAAGCCGGAAGUAUCGAUUGCACGAGAGGAGCCAAGUCCCGAAAACGAUGCGGCCUGGGCUCGAUAUGAGAAGGUUCUAACGCACAUUGUCAGCCGCGAAGAGAUUCGUACGCUGGGCAAGGACCCAGAAACUGUGGCCCGUUUCCACAACGAUUACUGGGGAAUGGGCGACAAUGCGUACAUGGUUCAGCUCGAUGUUAUGCAUCAAAUACAUUGUCUGAAUCUACUACGUAAAGCAGCGUUCGCCGAUUACCCCGGGUAUAACUCAAGUUUGGAGGCCAAGGACGACAUGUGGUGGAUACACUUGGGCCAUUGUACCGAUAUGCUAUUACAAAACAUCCAGUGCAACGCCAAUACAGAGGUGCUCACUCUGGCCUGGGUGGCCGACCGGAAGGCGCCAUGGCCGGACUUUAGUGUUAAUCGUAAGUGUCGAGACUUUCAGGCCUUGGUGCAUUGGCAACGUGAAAAUGCCGUGGAUGCAGACAAAUUCGACCGAAUGCCUGUUCCCGAGGAUGCUUUCAUCUGGCCAGCGCCCUGGAAACAUCGAGACUCAGAGCUAGGGCACCGCUUAGGACAACAUCAUCAGCAAGAAGGGAAGGGGCUGCCAAAGUCGCACGAGGACCGUCACACUGUGGUGAUGUGA
Aspergillus bombycis is the source of this 975-nucleotide messenger RNA. RefSeq names its product oxidase ustYa family protein. The transcript is spliced from 3 exons. Gene Ontology annotation, biological process: mycotoxin biosynthetic process. NCBI's taxonomy places the organism in Eukaryota, Fungi, Ascomycota, Eurotiomycetes, Eurotiales, Aspergillaceae. The coding region runs from base 1 to 975 and encodes 324 amino acids. The record is from RefSeq and is a predicted model, not a curated record.